CGGUGGUCCUGGGAACAGCAUCUUUUUCACCAGGAGCGUUUUUAAAUCAUUACAGGGAUAUUUUUUACAAGGCAGACUGAACAAGGGAUAUUUUAAGGAGCAACACGAGUAGUAGCUCCAUCUGACUGAUAAUAGAUUUAGUAAUUUUGUGUCUUCUGCUGGAACUGAUGAUGAAGACCGUUGGACGGUGGGUUCCGUUUUUCUUUGUACUUUGGGCAUCAUGGGAGACGGCUUUGUCUGUCACGCGUUAUUCCAUACCGGAGGAGAUGGAGCGCGGGUCCGUCGUUGCAAAUCUAGCCACUGAUUUAGGGCUGGAUGUUAGUGGACUAGCACAGCGAGAGGUAAAACUUGAUAUUUUCCAUAACAACAAAUAUCUUGAUAUUAAUAAAAGAACUGGCGAGCUAUUUAUUGUUAAUAAUAUUGAUAGGGAAACUCUGUGUCCUACGAAAACCACCACAUGUUUUCUAAAAUUAGACCUGAUAAUCGAAAGCCCAUUGCGUAUUUUCAAUAUUGAAUUGGGCAUCACAGACAUUAACGAUAAUGCUCCUCAUUUCCGGCGAGAUAAGAUUGAAUUGGAUAUCUCAGAGUCCGCAACACCGGGGGAAAGAUUUUCUUUGCCCAAUGCCUUUGAUCCAGACGUUGGUGCCAAUACAGUCAAUACCUAUAAAUUAAGUGAAAGUGAACAUUUCACUGUUGAUAUACAUUCUGGUAGUGACGGUACAAAAUAUGUCGAUUUGGUUCUUAUGAAGGCUUUAGAUAGGGAAGAGAUGGCUGUUCAUAAUCUGAUACUCACUGCCAUCGAUGGCGGAGUCCCUGCGCGCUCUGGCACAGCUAGUAUUAUUGUGCGCGUGCAAGAUACAAAUGACAACGCCCCUCAGUUUGAUCAAGCUGUUUAUUCUCUGAAUAUGAGCGAAAACUCUCCAGCCGGCACUGUUGUUGUUAAAUUAAACGCUACUGAUGCUGAUGAAGGCCCAAACGCUGACCUUACAUAUUCAUUUACGCUUUAUACUUCUGAGAAAACGCAGGAGAUGUUCUCGCUGAAUUCAAAAACUGGCGAAAUUGCAGUUAAGGGCACCAUUGAUUAUGAAGAUAUGAAAAUAUUUGAGAUGUUUCUUGAGGCUAAAGACAAUGGCCCCGUUCAACUCUCCGGUCAAUGCAGAGUGACUGUGUAUGUUAAGGAUAUGAACGAUAACUAUCCAGAGAUAACCAUAAAAUCUCUUAAGAAUACAGUGGAUGAAAACAUCCCAGUCGGCUCUGUUAUAGCUCUGGUGGGUGUCAGUGACAGAGACACGGGAGAUAACGGUAGGGUCAAUCUGACAAUGAACAAAUCCUUACCAUUUGUUUUAAACCAAACCUCUGAUUACCUCUAUGAGUUAUUGGUGUCAGAACCGUUAGAUCGUGAAAUUGUCCCAGAAUAUGAGAUCAUGUUGGUUGUGACGGAUAAAGGGAAUCCUCCCUUAUCUGAUAAUGAAACUAUAACGGUCCAUUUGCUAGAUGUCAAUGAUAACGCACCGCGGUUCCCGCAGACCUUCUACACGAUACCUGUUAUGGAGAAUAACGCACCUGGAGCUUUACUGAGCUCUUUAACUGCUAUAGACCCAGAUCUCCAUGAAAAUCAGUAUCUAGUUUACUUUAUCAUAGAGAAGGAAAUAGUGAACACCUCCAUGUCCAUGCUGUUCUCCAUUAACCCAGAGAACGGCAAUCUUUACGCGCUAAAGACGUUUGACUAUGAGAUAGAGAAAGAGUUUCUUUUCCACAUCGAGGCCAGAGACUCUGGUGUUCCUCCGCUCAGCAGUAACGUGACCGUUCACAUUAUUAUCAUGGAUCAGAACGACAACACGCCGCUUAUAGUGUCUCCAUGGCGCGCGCACGGCUCGGUGGUGGAGGAAAAGAUCCCGAGAUCCACCGAUAAAGGGACUCUGAUAGCCAAAGUCAUCGCCAUAGACUCUGAUUCAGUGCACAACUCUCGAAUCACGUACCAGUUUCUCCACAACACUGACGCCACAUUAUUCAGCUUGGAUCAAUAUAACGGAGAGAUCCGGACCAUGAGGAUGUUCAGUUACAGAGACUCGCGCCACCAGCAGCUGGUUGUGAUCGCCAAGGACAACGGAGAGCCCGCGCUCUCUGCUACAGUCACCAUCAAACUGUCCACGGUGGAGACCGCCCUUAACACCCGAUUCGAACGUUAUCACUCGAUUGAAUGGGGCGUUAUCAGCAGUUAUCAGCCCAUAGAAAUGGGCCAGGAGGGGCCUCCUGUGCCUACUAGUAGGCUCAGAAGGCCGUGAUCAUCCAUCCAAAUGGUUGAUCACCCACAAAUAUACAAGAGAAGACUCCAGAUCCAAUCCCAGAAUUCCUGCUCACCGGUAAUCGGAAGUCUACUGGACGAAUGCGGGAACGUUGCGAUAUUUCCUGCUUAAUAUUUUCAGAUAUGGGAAAAGCACUUAAGAUGAGCACACGUUUCAGGAACGUUAAAAUUAAGUUGGUGAGGAGGUCUAUGGUGGGCCCUGCAAGUUUUCUUACCUCAGUCAAGGUCUUCCUCAGCCCAGCUACAAACAGAGCUACCCUUCAGACGCUUCUAUUACAUCUCAACCUGCUGAACCUGAUGAUGCGACACCAAGCUGUUCUGAGAGCGCAUACAGUAAGGCAAAGAAGAGAGAGCUUCAUGCCUGGGAUGCAGUCAAGGAUGAGAUGCUUAAGGUGACGUUUGAAUGUUCAGCACAGAUCACUACCCAGUGUGCUGUCUGCUGAGAACAUGCUGAUUAUAGGUGCAUUGAGUGCAGCUCCACUGCAGUGUUCUGUGAGGUUUGCCUGAAGAGGAUUCACAGAAAUUUACUGCAUCUUCCUGAAAAGUGGAAUGUAAGAACAAUAGCAUACAGUCUUACAUUGCUAUUGCUAUACUUGCAUACAGACAGCAAACUCACAAGUGUUUACUAUGAGCCAUCCUCCCUGGGGUUAUUCCUAUAUUUACCUGAAGCCCAUGGCACCCAUGCUGUUUACACAAAGGACAUGAAGAUCAUUGUCAGCACAGGACGGUUCUGCACCGUUACAGUCAACAUGUGUGCGUGUGAACCAGAAACCUGUACUCUGCUAAGAUAUGGGCUCUGAUUAGACAGCCUUCUCCAUCCCUCUGCUAGAGCUUUCUGUUUCUCUGUCACUGGAGUGUCAGGUUUCUGUUGAGGGUUUUUCGCAACACCCCAUAUCCCAUUUUAGGCAUCACCACUUCCGACAAAGAAGUUUGGUUGAUAUUUGCCCACAAUUAAAUGAUGGCACCAUAUGCCCAGCAUGUCCAAAGGCGGAUGGAGAUAUGAUUGUCACAUUGGAUGCCAACUUUGGCCUUGUGAGGAAUCAAAGCUCUGGGACAAGUGCAGUUGAUCCAUUACACGGAACCCGCGUGUUUGUUAAUGAAAAGGAUGUAGAGGAAUACCUGCUAUCACAUCUUGACAGCUCAAAGCCUCGAGGUUAAUCAUUGUUGCAGAAUUUCAAUCGAGUCCAUGAAAUAUUAAUUAAACUUGUGAAAAAAGAUCACUAUUCCUCUCAUAAAUCUAUGUUUUCCUUAAAUAUUUAGGACUGCAGUAAGCUGCUCUCAUUCAAGGUAUUAUAAUAUUAUAUAAUAUAAUUACUUUACUGCGUUACUUGUGCAGACAUGUUGUUUUACUAGGUCUGAUCUAUUUUAAAGCUUAGGCACUGUAUUUAAGCAUACAUAUACACCACUAGUCUGUCUGUAUGAGUACAAAAUUAAAAAAUAAACUGUCUAUAAUUGUUACUGUACAAGCACAGUAAAAUAUUUAUAUAAAAAAUAUUGCACUACUGUUAUUUUGCAUAGAAUACAUUGUUCAACAAUAUUUUUGCACACUCAUCCAACUGCAUUUAUUACCACUGUUCUCACGUUCCUGCUCUUCAUAAUGUUUAUAUAAUCCUUCAUUGCUCUGUUCAUAAUGUACAUACAAUCCCUACAUUGCAUUCAUAUUUAUAUUCUGUAUAUACUCUGAUCAAUAUUGUAUAUAGCAACUCCACUGUACAUUCUGUAUAUCAUAGCUUUACUUACUCAGCACUUUUAUGUAUAUAAAACACUAUAUUCUUGCACUUCUGGUUAGAUGCUAACUGCAUUUCAUUAGCUCUGUACUGUACUCUGCAUAAUGACAAUAAAGUUGAAUCUAAUCUAAUCUAAAAAAAAAAAUUGUGUUUACCAUAAUGUAAUAUGUUAUUUACUGUAAUGUACAAAUGUGUGGGAGGUGUUUUGUUUUUUGUGAGCUCACCAUCAAAAUCCCCUUCGACUGAGUUGAAAUGAAAAUAAAUUAUUGGAUCUUGAAUCCUCUGAAGCAA
This is a messenger RNA of Carassius gibelio (silver crucian carp), 4323 nucleotides long. RefSeq names its product protocadherin alpha-C2-like. NCBI's taxonomy places the organism in Eukaryota, Metazoa, Chordata, Actinopteri, Cypriniformes, Cyprinidae. Gene Ontology annotation, cellular component: plasma membrane. Gene Ontology annotation, biological process: homophilic cell-cell adhesion. The record is from RefSeq and is a predicted model, not a curated record. The coding region runs from base 168 to 2285 and encodes 705 amino acids. The transcript is spliced from 5 exons. Gene Ontology annotation, molecular function: calcium ion binding.